CCGGGUCGGCUGAGAUAAGACUUAAGAUCAGUUUUAUUGAUCCUCACAGGAUGUUGGAUGUGAAAAAAGGUGCAGGACCUGACUCUGAGCUCAUCACGUUUUCGUGACGGAGUCCUCAGUGGGCCCCCAGGACCAAGUUCAGUUUGGACUCCUCUUGUGGUCCUGUUACUGUCGUCUGAUUGGUCAUCUGUUACCUGUCUGUCAGCAUGCAGCUGACCUAUCAGAAGCUGCCGGCUCAGCUGAGGCAGAGCUCCAAGCUCAGGAAGCUGUUGGCCUUGCUACUCGCCACCUAUGCUGUCAGAAAACUGUCCCCGUUCGUCUGGAGGAGGAUACAGAGGUAUGCAGUUGGUAAAAGGGUGGGUAAGGACAACCUCCCUGUGGGCGUGGCCACCUCCACCCGCAGCUCCUUGGAGAACAGCAGAGGGAGGAAGAAAAGCGACAGCAGGUCUCCGGCAGUGAACAGGGACUUUGUCCUCAGGCUGUCUCGUCUGUUAAAGUUCCUGUUUCCACGCUUCCUGUGCCCAGAGGUCGGUCUGCUCGCUCUGCACUCACUCACUCUCAUGUCCAGGACCUUCCUAUCCAUCUACGUCGCUGCUCUGGACGGUGCGAUAGUGAAGUGUAUCGUACAGAAGGACCCUCGGGCCUUCGUGCUGCAGCUCUCUAAGUGGCUUCUCGUCGCAGUUCCUGCAACUUUCAUCAACAGUGGCAUCAGGUUCCUGGAGGGUCAGCUGAGCCUUAGCUUCAGGAGCCGAUUGGUCAGCCAUGCCUACCAGCUGUACUUCUCCAACCAGACUUACUACCGUGUCAGUAACAUGGACGGUCGACUGUCUAACCCUGAUCAGUCUCUCACUGAGGACAUCGUCAUGUUUUCAGCCUCCAUCGCCCACCUCUACUCCAACCUGACCAAACCCAUCCUGGACGUGGUGGUCACCUGCUACACCCUGCUGCGCACCGCUCAUUCUAAAGGGGCAAACACCACAUGGCCAUCGGUCAUUGCUGGCCUGGUGGUCGUGCUCACUGCCAAGGUUCUGCGCUCCUGCUCACCUCAAUUUGGGAAGCUAGUAGCUGAGGAGGCGAAGAGGAAGGGAGAUCUUAGAUACAUGCAUUCUCGAAUCAUCACCAACUCUGAGGAGAUUGCGUUUUAUGGAGGACACAAGGUGGAGAUGGCCCAGCUGCAGAGGAGCUACACAUCUCUGUCCUCACAGAUUCACCAGAUCUUGCUGAAGCGGCUUUGGUACGUCAUGUUGGAACAGUUCCUCAUGAAGUACGUGUGGAGCGCCUCCGGCCUGGUGAUGGUCGCUGUGCCCAUCAUCACCGCCACAGGAUACUCUGAGUAUGACUCGGAGGAGGUGAAGCAGGCAGCCAUGGUGAUGAAGGAGGAGGAGCUGGUGAGUGAGAGGACUCAGGCCUUCACCAUAGCAAGAAACCUCCUCAACGCUGCAGCCGAUGCUGUAGAGAGGAUCAUGAGCUCCUACAAGGAGGUGACAGAGUUGGCAGGUUACACAGCGCGGGUGUCUGAGAUGUUGGACGUCUUUGAAGAUGUGAAUCAGGGUAUCUACCGCCGCUCUGCAGACAGAGACGAGGAGCUGGCGGCAGCAGCAGCAGCAGGAGGAGGAGAAGGAGGAGCUGCGGUUCAACAUGGUCAGAGAGUCUGUGGUCGACUGGAGAUCAGAGGUCAGGUGAUCAGUGUGGAGAAGGGGAUUCGUUGUGAGAACCUGCCCAUCAUCACACCGACCGGAGAUGUGGUGGUGUCCAGCCUCAACAUGCAGGUGGAUGAGGGCAUGAACGUGUUGAUCACAGGUCCAAACGGCUGUGGAAAGAGUUCACUGUUCCGCAUCCUCAGUGGACUGUGGCCAGUCUAUGGAGGAGUCCUAUACCGUCCGGAACCACAGCACAUGUUUUACAUCCCUCAGAGGCCCUACAUGUCAGAGGGGACUCUCAGAGACCAGGUGAUCUAUCCAGACUCAGCAGAGGAGAUGGUUCAGAGGGGGGUCACAGAUUCGGAUCUGGAGGAGAUCCUUCGGACCGUCCACCUGGUCUACAUCCUGGACCGAGAGGGAGGCUGGGAGUCUGCCAGCGACUGGAAGGAUGUUUUGUCUGGAGGAGAGAAACAGAGGAUGGGGAUGGCUCGCAUGUUCUACCACCGCCCUCGUUAUGCCCUUUUGGACGAGUGUACGAGCGCCGUUAGCAUUGACGUGGAGGGAAGCAUCUUCCAGGCUGCAAAGGAUGCUGGGAUAGCUCUGCUGUCGAUCACACACAGGCCGUCCUUGUGGAAGUACCACUCCCACCUGCUGCAGUUUGAUGGAGAGGGUGGAUGGAGGUUUGAGCCACUGGAUGCCUCUACUCGUCUCUCUCUGCAGGAGGAGAAGCAGCGCCUGGAGACCCAGCUGUCUGGGAUCCCUAGAAUGCAGCAGAGACUGUUACAGUUGUGUGUCCUGCUGGGGGAGAGAGAGGAGGAAGACUGAAGAUGAUGAAGAGGAAUUCACUCUGCUGUUUGCUAGUCAACAGGUCAUGUGACUGAACCUGAUGUUACCUCCCUGUGCCAGUGAUGCAUCAGUCCAACAUCUGGUCUUUACGUCAAGAUGUCUUUUUACCAGUUGCUGUCCCGUUGCAGUAAACUGGUGAACCUCCAGAACAUAAAUUAUAUAAAAAUUGGGGUGCCCUGAUGUGAAGCCGAUCGUAACUAAUUGAUGAUACUGAUCUAGAGAGCACAAUAGAUUGAUACAUUUUCUAAUACAAAGUAAAUAAUGAUUUUCUGAUCGCUCGUGUAAGGAUCUGAGUGGUUUGAUGUUCUGUCAGCCAUGUUGGUCGGUCUCAAUUUACCCAGAAUUCAUAGGUAGUGAAGAGGCUCGUUCGAGAUGAAUUUCUCCUCUGCUGCAGCAGGCGGAGAUCGCGAAAAUCUGCAGUGAAGACGGCCAGUUUAGGAGCUUUCCAGCAGCCUUCAGUCUGCACAGGACACAGAAACCUGCACCCUGUUAGGUCUCAACCUGACUUAAGAAAAGACAUGUGAAGUGCAACUCAGUCACAUGACUCAGAGCUCACAUGCUCAGGUCAUGUGACUAAGUGCAUCUGAUUUUUAAAUUGUGCCAUUUGAAUCUUUUAUUGUUUGUACAAUCUGAUGUUUUUACUGGAGCUGAUAGAAAAUACAGUAUUGUUCAAAACAAUAGCAGUACAAUGUGACU
This is a messenger RNA of Monopterus albus (swamp eel), 3182 nucleotides long. It is a transcript of the gene abcd1, whose product is annotated as ATP-binding cassette, sub-family D (ALD), member 1. The record is from RefSeq and is a predicted model, not a curated record. Bases 207 to 2465 code for a protein of 752 amino acids. The transcript has 17 exons. Gene Ontology annotation, molecular function: long-chain fatty acid transmembrane transporter activity; ABC-type transporter activity; ATP hydrolysis activity. NCBI's taxonomy places the organism in Eukaryota, Metazoa, Chordata, Actinopteri, Synbranchiformes, Synbranchidae. Gene Ontology annotation, cellular component: peroxisomal membrane. Gene Ontology annotation, biological process: very long-chain fatty acid catabolic process; fatty acid beta-oxidation; long-chain fatty acid import into peroxisome.